Prorocentrum cordatum is the source of this 1754-nucleotide messenger RNA. NCBI's taxonomy places the organism in Eukaryota, Dinophyceae, Prorocentrales, Prorocentraceae. The record is from the annotation of a GenBank genome assembly.
GCGGUCUGCCGUGCGAACGUGUGGACUGCCGUGCUCAUUUGGGGUUUGCCUUGCUCCUUUGUGGUGUGGUGUGGUGGGGCCUCUAAAGGCGGGAAAAAGGGGGCCCGAGGCUCUCUGAAGCCUCCAGGGCCAGCAGGAGGGGGCCGCCUAGGGCCGCCCUCCCCGAGGGGCCGCUUCGGGCCAACCUCCAGCACACCCCUGCGAGGGGCCGCCAGGGCCAACGGGGGCGCCUAGGCCCCAGGGCCACGAGGGCGGGCAGUGCCGAGAGGCAUGCAGAAGCAGCGAAGCUGCACCGAUUGCUAGCUCACGUACACAUUCAAAUACAAGAAAUGCGAAUGCACGGAGCAAACGGAAUUAGCGUCCGCACGCAAGGCUAACCGUCCUGCCCCUGGGCCUCGGCAAGGACGAGGAGCCUCUCAAGCGAAAGCGAGGGCCCGUGAGCAACACAGGCGAACGAUGCUAACGAGAGGUCGUCCAAAAAGGCCCAGAGACCGCGAACGGGCUCGUCCACGCCGCCAGCUCCGCCUCCGCGCGGGGGGGCCUCCUCCGACUCCUCCACGAAGGCCGUGCCGAUGACGACUGGACGCAGGUCGAAGCGGACGCGACGGGCGCGCCGCCCCAAGCUUGCACCUCGCCUCCUGCGGACGCGGCUGCCCUCGAAACCAGCGCCAGGACCAGUACCGCCAGCCACAGGAGCCGCGAGGGCCCCGCCGCCUCCCGAGAGGAGCGCCGCAGGGUGAGCGUGCAGGUACGCCAGAACCGAAGUGCUGGCCUGUGGCGCCGCCUCCGACACCGAGCAGGUCGUAUCCACUUCAGCGCCGGCAGCACCCACCUCCUGAUAGUCGAACUCGGCCGAGUCGGCCGCACUGCCAGCAGUGCCUCCAGGGCCGAACACGUCAGAGGCAUUCAUACAGACAUCGGCACGCUCAGGCCGAAUAGACCCAGGUAGACCAUGCAGAGAAGUCGGAUCCACAGCAGCUCCCUUCGGAAGGGCGUCUGCAGGGGCAGGAAAGGACCGAUACAGCCGAAGACGAUGGCGAUGCUCGUCCGCACCCGGCACAUAUACGGCUUGCUCGGCAUGGUAGUCCACAGAAACGCCAGCUGCUAGGUGUGCAUAUGCUGUACUUCACACCCAGGUGGGCCUUCAGCAAACUCUGCUGCAGGUUGAACAGCUUCAGCACGAGGUGCCUGGGCAGUCAGAUGACCGAGCUCGCGAAGCAGGAUCUCCGCCUGUUCGCCCUCAAAGGUCGGCAUGAACUGCUCGAAAAGGUCCGAGCCCUGUGGAACGAAAACUGGGGCCUCAGGAUUCCAUACGAAGCCCUCUUGUCUACACUCCAGUCGCGGCCCCUUCUGGAGGCUCUUGAGAGCAUGCACUCCUGCGCUGGCGAUGCUCACACCAGAAGCGUCGGAGUGCAACGCCACGUUCCUCCUGAGGACGCUGACGUGGCUUGGGAGGCGUCCACGCAGCAAGUCCUGGAGUGCUGGCGCCAGUGCCAAAAGGCGGUCGGCCAGCUCCGCAUCGCCGCCGGCCAGCGCGCCCACGAAGUCGAGCAACUGCAUGUGCUGUUCCCUGAUACGACCAAGCUCUUCCGAUAGCUUGGAGACCGCUCUAUCCGCUGAGCGAAUGGCCCAGAGCCGUGCGGCCUUGCGAUCUUGUGCCGUUCUCCUCGGCGCGCAUUCCGCGCCGUCCCGUAUCGCCAUUCCGCGCCCGAGCAAGCAUGCUAGAUCGCGAACUGACUUGAGCCAAAAUGGCU